Molecule: messenger RNA, 1956 nt
Organism: Python bivittatus (Burmese python)
Lineage: Eukaryota; Metazoa; Chordata; Lepidosauria; Squamata; Pythonidae
Gene: COMMD9
Product: COMM domain containing 9
Source: RefSeq, a predicted model, not a curated record
GGAAAUAUGGCUGCAUUGGAUAGGGAAGAGUUUGCCUCGCUUCAGUUUUUGCUGAAAGCUCCUUCAAAGAAUGUUGUUCGGCAGUUAUGCCAAGAGUGCUUUUCUAGUUCAGGAAAUGACCCCGAAAAGCUCACUGAGACUACCUGCUCCAAUCUCUCAGUAACUCCCAGUGAAGCAAGUCAGUUAAUCCAUUCUUUGCACAACCUUACAAGGCACAUUGUUUACCAUGGCCUAACGUCGCAAGAAGAAAUUCUCUCUCUCUUUCCAGAGGGAUUUCACCAGAAUCUUAAAAAUCUUGUGACCAAGAUCAUCCUGGAAAAUGUCUCCGCCUGGAGAAAUGAAGCACAAGCCAGUCAAAUUUCCCUCCCCAGGCUAGUAGAUAUGGAUUGGAGAGUGGACAUCAAGACAUCUUCAGACAAUAUCAGCAAAAUGGCUAUUCCUACCUGUCUGCUGCAACUGAAGAUUCAAGAAAAUGCUGCCUUGUGUGGGGAUGACUUUGCAACCUCUGCAUUAACAGUAGAGCUGAACAAACAAACAUUGGACACUAUGCUGGAUGGUCUGGGAAGGAUUCGGGAUCAGCUUUCUGCUAUUGCAAAUAAAUAAUAUUCUAAGUAAAAAAAACUGCACCAGCCAUUUGUAUGCAUAAAAGAACUUUCUUUCUAACUUGGGUAUGAUAUUUCAUAAGGUGCCAUGUAGCUGUUCUGUUUUAUUUCACCCUUCAAGGACUAAACACAGUUUUAAUAAUCUAGACAUUCUCAAAGAAGAUUGUAUUCUGGGUGUGCUGCCUAAGAUAAGCUUCUAAUGUCAGUCAAGGCCUCAGUUUGCAUCUGUUGCUAAAGAAAUUCAUAGCUGUGGUUAAUGGGAAAGUUUGAACAAGAAGAAGGAACAGCCAGUGAAGCAGAUUAUUUCCCUGGACUAAAAUUGUAUUACUAAAAACACAACUGCAGUUCAUAGGCCAGCUUCCAGUUGUCACACACUUUUGAAAAGGAUCUGCUGAGGAGCCUGUCAGAAGAGAUAUUUCCUCUUCAUGAUGCAUCACUUUUGACAUAGGACAACUGUGGUACAGUGUCUUCUGUCAUUGCAUAAAGUCAUUUUGCAGUGAGCAGAUUCCUGUAUUUUGUGCCAAGUAGCUCCAAACUUUGUAAUGGCAAAGAAUAAGCUUUGUCACUUCAUGCUGGCUUUAACAGGAAAUGAGAGUCUUUGCAAGUGAUUUGAAUGUACCAAAUAAGGUUCCUAAUGGCAAUUCCAGCUUCCUAUAGCAACAGUGUCAUUGCAGCAUGUGUGAAAUAUUAAGAUUUCAUUAAAAUACACACACCCUAGCAGCUGCACUUUAUCCAUUUUCAUUUAUUUUAAACAAGUUAUUUUUUCCCUCCAAGGUGCCAUGAAAAUAGAACUAUUUUGCAUGUUUUGUUUUACUAAGCAUUACAGUUAGUGCUGAAUUCCCUCAGUAUUUUCAAUUAUCCAAUUUCAUGCUGUGAUAUUUUCCUUUAUGUUUGUUUAUUCUUUUUCUCAUAUUUUCCCUUGCGUGCAUGUACAUUUGUUUUUCUUUUCUCUUCUUCCUAAGUUCACUGAACACUCACAUAAUGAUACCAGGAAUAUUCUUACCUAAACUAGUUUCUAUUCUGGUAUCUUCCAGAUGUGAUCCUACUUACAUGAACUUUCCCCAACUUAGUGCCUUAGGAAAACUUCUGGAGGCAUAUCUGGAGGCACUUGGAUCGUACAAGGAUUGAAGCUGGCAAGGCAGGAACCAGCACAGUUCAGACAGAACUAUUAGAGCAGGUGGAUUCCAAGAGUGGGAAUAGAGUAGCCAAAAGUCUGUUGAUUCAAAAGAUGGAAAGAAGAGGCUUAAGAUUAAAACCUGAAUCUGACAUAAAAAUGGUUUAAUUUCUGUUUUUCAGUAGGCAGAUCUUCUGCAUAUAUAUGACUUCUUUCUUAUCAGUAAUAAAAUAACUUAUC